Molecule: messenger RNA, 2586 nt
Organism: Vombatus ursinus (common wombat)
Lineage: Eukaryota; Metazoa; Chordata; Mammalia; Diprotodontia; Vombatidae
Gene: KITLG
Product: KIT ligand
Exons: 10
Coding region: 120-941 (273 amino acids)
Biological process (GO): cell adhesion; positive regulation of cell population proliferation
Cellular component (GO): plasma membrane
Molecular function (GO): stem cell factor receptor binding; cytokine activity
Source: RefSeq, a predicted model, not a curated record
GCCUCCGCUGCGGCUGCCGCCGCCUCCGCCGCUCCCCGAGCAAUAUGCUGGAGCCACAGAACAGCUAAACGGAGUUUCCCCACCGCUGCCUGGGCUGGAUUGCAGCGCUGUCGUUCCUUAUGAAGAAGACACAAACUUGGAUUAUCACUUGCAUUUAUCUUCAGCUGCUCCUAUUCAACCCUCUCGUCAAAACCAAAGGGAUCUGCGGGAAUCCUGUGACCGAUGAUGUGAAAGAGAUUACAACAUUGGUGGCAAAUCUUCCGAAUGACUAUAUGAUACCUCUUAACUAUGUCCCCGGGAUGGAACUGUUGCCUAAUCAUUGUUGGUUACAUUUGAUGGUGCCUGAAUUGGCCAACAGUCUGAAUAACCUUUUGUACAAGUUUUCCAAAAUUUCCAGUAGUCUGAGUAAUUAUUCAAUCAUUGAUAAACUCAUAAAAAUCAUUGAUGACCUGAUGGGAUGCUUAGAAGAGAAAAAUAAGAAUUUCCGAAAGCAAAAUAACAACAUUUACCGAGAAGGCUCGUUCAUUCCCGAACAGUUUUUUAGCUUCUUUAAUAAAUCCAUCGAUGCCUUCAAGGAAUUUGAAGAAACAUCUGAGCAGAGCGCCUGCGUCCUGCCUUCAACAAUAGGGCCUGAGAAAGAUUUCAGGGUCAAUGUCACAAAACCAUUUUUGUUACCCCCCGUUGCAGCCAGCUCCCUUAGGAAUGACACCAGUAGCAGUAAUAGGAAGGCAUCAGGAUCCGCUAAAGACCCAAGUGUGCAUUGGGUAGCCAUUGUGUUGCCAUCACUGUUUUCUCUUGUAAUUGGCUUUGUUCUGGGAGUCUUAUACUGGAAGAAAAAACAAAUGAGUCUUAAAAUGGAAGGUGAAAACAGAGAGAUUAGUGAAGAGGAUAAUGAGAUAAGUAUGUUGCAAGAAAAAGAGAGAGAGUUUCAAGAAGUGUAACUGUUGCUUGUAUCAACACUGUUACUUUGGCACAACGGCGGGUAACAGUUUUAUGUUUGCUUCAUAAAUGAAGCAGCUUUAAGCAAAUUCAUAUUCUGUCUGGAGUGACAGACUGAGUCUCUGUCUGUACUUGCUACCCAUGACUCCAUAAUGAUGAUUCAGAAAUGGGGACAAAGUGUCUUACUGUGAAACCAGCGCUGAAUUAAUCAUCUGCAAAGAAGAAUAUGCAUGGAGCAAAACUCUAUUUUAAGGAUUUGGGAAUUUGCCGUCUCAUUUGGCAACUCAUGUUGGGAAAGGAACUACGUUCCCUGGACUCCAUGCACCACCCGCAUGCCUCCAGCAACGAGUAGUUUACCAAACAUCCAUGUGUUCUAAUCCUUCAAUUGCCAUCUGCAUCCCACAGUUUAACCUGGUCUGUAGAAAUGGCCUUGAUCUUGGAUUAUGGGGAUGAAAAAAAUGAAAGAGAAGCAGAGUUUUAAAGACACUCUGGUAUGGGAAGAGGGGAAAUCUGAGAGAUGCAGAAGGUUAGCAUGCUGGCUUUUAAUCUUACGGAAUCUAGGUUCAUGUUUUGGACGACAUGACGUGGAUCCAGUCUCUUUCUCUGCCCAAUGAAUACCAUAUCUAUCCAUCUCAAAAAAAAAAAAAAGCCUACCGGAUAAUCUGACAUGGUUGGCUGUCCAUGGCUGUCCAUGCAGGGGAAGUCAAUAUUGAAUUAGACUGGUGGUGUUGUCACCACAUGGAGAAGCUCUGAAAGAGUUAAUAUAUGAAGAAGCGUUCAGCACUGACUAUCAGAAGGGCCUACCUGAAGAAGACGACAUUUGGUGCCCCUGGUGAUGUCUGCCCUUUUUUGAUAACCACUAUGGUGUGUAUAGAUACGUUUCCAAAAUAUGUUAGAGCAUUUUAUAUACAUAUAUUCUAGAAACCUUACACAAAGUUAUGUAAAGAGAGUCUUAGGAGAAACUGCUGAAUGUAUGGAGAUCCCACUUAAAACUGCAGCUGUGGGAGGGACAUUCAUAUGGCUUAGAAUAUUCAGUAUCUAAUAAGAGACAACCACAACCCUAAACAUUGGUAUCCAAAACCUUGGCCUUUGCAAAAGAGCAAGAAAUCUAGCAACUUCAGCUACUGGUAACAUAGUCUUCAUCGUGUUUGAAAUAUCCAUUUAUUUAAGAUCUGGCACUAUUCAUUAAGGGUGUAAUUCAGAGAUUUUUUUUUUUAAGCUUUAUUCAGUUUUGCAUGUUGGCUUGCUGUUUAAAACACAUGACUGCCUAGGGCAUAUUUUGGAGAAACUUGGCAAGUGUUGCUAAGAAGGGCAAAGGAUCUGUGAUUUCAUCAGCACUGGGGAUUCUUAGAACCAAUCUGCAACCUACUAGAUAAAUCUAAGAGGUUGGUUCAGUGAGGUACAUGGAAGUUAGUGACUGACCCAGAGUCACACAGCUAGCAAGUGUCAGGGGUGGAAUUUGAACCUAGGUCUUCCUGAUUCUAGGCCUUGUACCGAACCUACUACCAAGCUUCCGGUACCAGAGUCCUCCAUAAUAUGGACACGUAGUAAUUUUAAGCUAGAAUUUAAAGUGUCUUGAGAAACCUUUCUAAUGACAUGUUCCAUCUUCUAAAGGCAGACAGUUUAUUAAAGCCAAUGAACAAUUAA